CUGUAGUGCCUCGCUUUUGGAUUCGGUCAACCCUUUCUUUCCUUUCUUGUGCUGAACGUGAGCAACAUGCCGGCCGACCUGACCGAGGUCUCGACUGAGGCCCUGAUGGCCGAGAUCCAGCGCCGUCUGGACUGCACGAAGAAGCCGGAGAAGCGUAUUAUCCUCAUCGGCCCCCCCGGCUGCGGCAAGGGCACGCAGUCCCCUCGCAUCAAGAACGAGCACUGCCUGUGCCACCUAGCCACCGGUGACAUGCUGCGCGCGGCCGUGGCUGCCAAGACGCCCCUGGGCCUGGAGGCCAAGAAGGCCAUGGAGAGCGGCGCGCUGGUGAGCGACGAGAUCGUGAUCGGCCUGAUUGAGGAGGCCACGCAGCAGGCGGAGUGCGCCAAGGGGUUCAUCCUGGACGGCUUCCCGCGCACCGUGGUGCAGGCCAAGAAGCUGGAUGAGAUGCUUGCCAAGCGCGGCCAGGCCAUUGACCGCGUGCUCAACUUCGUUGUGCCGGACUCGCUGCUGGUGGAGCGUGUGGUGGGCCGCUGGGUGCACCCCUCCUCGGGCCGCUCCUACCACGUUAAGUUCGCCCCGCCCAAGGUUGCGGGUGUGGACGACGUGACGGGCGAGCCGCUGAUGCAGCGCAAGGACGACAACGCCGAGACGCUCAAGGCGCGGCUGGGUGCCUUCCACGACCAGACCACGCCCGUCAUCCAGCACUACGCCGCCAAGGUGGUGGCGCUCAAGGCAGACCGGCCGCAGGACGAGGUGGCUCAGGCCAUUGCCUCGGCGCUCAACAAGUAAUUGUGUGGGGAGCUACCGGACUGGAGCUAGCGUGCGUGACAAUAGUUGUUUCGCGUCGUCACAAGACUAGCUUGAUUGACAUGUAUUGAUAUGAGACCUAGGAUAGCGUUGGACAGAGUUUUAUUCACCAGGACUUGAAGGGACGAGACGAAGAGGGCGGGACGGCGAGUAGAGCAGACCGGACACCGGGCAUUGCCGGCGUGGGCCUCAGCCGGUGCGGCGAUAGGCAGAGGCGGCGCCAGCUCGAGCGGCGAUGGCGGAGUGGAGGCCGAAGGGUUGAUCAGGCGAUCGAGUUGACGGGUGGGUUGAUCAAAGGAUGCAUCGGGACAGCCGGGUGUGCUGCUGCAUGCGGGCAACUUACGGUGGGUGCUAGAGGCGUGCAGGCACGUGGCACCAUUCAGGAAGGCACCAAGUGCGUGAAAGGGCGCAAGCAAGGACUCGGAACUCGGAAGGGCGCAAUGCAGCAAGCGGUUGCAUCCCUUGUGGGAGGGGGUGACGGGCCACGCCGCGCGUGUGGCAAUCGGGUGCGCGUGGCUGGUUGACAGCUCGGACUAUGGUGCUCGAACCAGCUUUGGACAAAUAAGACGUCCGGACAUAUUCAGGCGGCAACACGCCGGCCGUCAUGGAUGGAGUACGUGUAACCACGCACCGCA
Messenger RNA from Chlamydomonas reinhardtii, 1442 nucleotides. RefSeq lists its product as uncharacterized. NCBI's taxonomy places the organism in Eukaryota, Viridiplantae, Chlorophyta, Chlorophyceae, Chlamydomonadales, Chlamydomonadaceae. Gene Ontology annotation, biological process: nucleobase-containing compound metabolic process. Gene Ontology annotation, molecular function: ATP binding; AMP kinase activity. The record is from RefSeq and is a predicted model, not a curated record. Gene Ontology annotation, cellular component: mitochondrion; cytoplasm. The transcript has 7 exons. Bases 67 to 789 code for a protein of 240 amino acids.